Glossina fuscipes is the source of this 1374-nucleotide messenger RNA. RefSeq lists its product as uncharacterized. NCBI's taxonomy places the organism in Eukaryota, Metazoa, Arthropoda, Insecta, Diptera, Glossinidae. Gene Ontology annotation, biological process: apoptotic DNA fragmentation. Gene Ontology annotation, cellular component: mitochondrial inner membrane; nucleus. The record is from RefSeq and is a predicted model, not a curated record. The coding region runs from base 32 to 1342 and encodes 436 amino acids. Gene Ontology annotation, molecular function: single-stranded DNA endonuclease activity; metal ion binding; RNA endonuclease activity. The transcript is spliced from 2 exons.
UGAUAUUUUCUACAAUUGUUUCACGAUCAUAAUGCGCGGUCAACUUGUACUUUUAGCUUAUUGCCUAUUGAGCAGCCUUUGUCUGCUGCAUACAAAUGCAAAGAAAUUGUUUGCCAGAUUCGAAAGUGUUAAGGCUCUUGAUGAUAACUUACUGGCCCUUCCACCCGCUAUAAAGGAAAAUGACGUAAAUAAAGUUUACUCAAGUAAUGAUUGUCAGGUGGCGGUACGUGACAGUUUUCCUGAUCCUCAACCAGUUUUCUUAAAUGAAAAUGUUACAGAUUUCCUUCAUGUCUCCGAUAAAGAUGGUGUAAUGAAUAUUAUCGGCGGAAAGACUGUACGUAUGUGGUGUCCGAAGCAAUUUAAAUCGAUUGCCUCUGAAUUAAUAAAUGUUACUUGUAUCGGAGGUAGUGUCUUCAUGGUUGAUAGUCAACUUUAUAAUUUUUCGGACUUCACUUGCAACUCGUGGCCCAGUUUCACAGCCCAAAGGACAGCAGAAGCAUGCAAUGAAGGCAUUUUAAUACGCGUUGGUUUCGAAAUUUCUUCAAAGCAUUUCGUUGAACAGAUGCGAGUUUGUUUCGAUGAAAAGCAAGAGGUAACACGAUACGUUCAUCAUUCUUUAGGACCGGCUAGCAAUUACUUUCAAACUGGUAUUGAUCGCAUCCCGUUUCAAACCGGAGAUUUCUUUGAUGGCAAAAAUGUGGAUAAUCUCUACACUCAAGUGAAGCAGCAAGAAACUAUUUCUAACGCGUUAGGCGACGAUGUCGGAGGCAAAUUUUUUAAUAUUUCGAAAAAUAUUUAUUUAGCACGAGGCCAUAUGGCUGCCAAGGCAGAUUUCGUGUUUGGAACUCAACAACGUGCAACAUUUUUAUUCAUUAACGCUGCUCCUCAAUGGCAGGUAUUUAAUGCCGGCAAUUGGGCGCGUGUCGAAGACGGACUUCGGAUAUGGGUUUCAAAAAAUAGAAUCAAGGUCAAUUGCUAUACUGGUGUCUACGGAGUUACGUCGCUGCCUGAUCAAAAUGGUGACGAAACUUCGCUGUACUUAGCUUAUGAUUCUAAUAACAAUGGCUUGAUACCGGUACCCAAGAUAUAUUUUCGUGUCGUUAUCGAGCCAUCUACCAAACGCGGCAUUGUAUUUAUUGGCGUCAAUAAUCCACAUUUAACUAUAGAACAGAUUACGAAAGACUACAUCUUUUGUGACGAUAUCAGUGAUAAAGUAACUUAUUUAAAUUGGAAAAAAGAUGAUAUUACUCUCGGAUACUCCUAUGCGUGCACAGUCAGCGAAUUUCUUAAAAAUGUUCCAGUCUUACCAUCUCUGGAUGCCUCUGGUGGCUUGUUAAUCUAAAUCCUAUUAGUGGAAUCAUAAAUUUUUUGAUG